Silurus meridionalis is the source of this 1716-nucleotide messenger RNA. It is a transcript of the gene prr18, whose product is annotated as proline rich 18. The record is from RefSeq and is a predicted model, not a curated record. Bases 275 to 1105 code for a protein of 276 amino acids. Lineage: Eukaryota; Metazoa; Chordata; Actinopteri; Siluriformes; Siluridae. The transcript has a single exon.
CAAGGUGCUCAAUGCUUGGUAGGCUGAAAAUCUAUCUUGACCAAAUGAUGGAUUCUCAUCGCCCACUUCUAGGCACGUGUCUGUGGCCACACCUCUUCUGUUCCUAAAUCUAUAAAGCCCGAGGAAACCUCAUUUCCCCGGCAGCGAAGCGCAAACCGGUGGACGCGGCGCGUGUGAGCGGAUACAGCGCAUGGACGGCUCCUGCUUGGUCAUAAUCUGAACGCCACGGUUUUGAUUUCUUCACGAAUUUUAACGCCUUAACGCAGGUAAUACGAUGCCUUUCCCCCCCAUAAACCUUCAUUCGCGGAUUUCAUCACCGGGAAAAGACCUGUUCAGGAAGAAGAAACCCGUGACGAGCCUUGUCCCUCCGCAGUCUUUGCUCAAUCCUAAACCUCGCGAGGAGAAGGAACCGGAGAAGGACAAACUGUCCACGUCGUGGCCUAGCGCCAAUCUGAGACAGCUGGGACGCAAACCGCAACAGCAGCACCACCACCAUCAUCAUCAACAACAACAUCAGCAGGAGCAACAGCAUUCCAGUAAAUUUCCUACAGACUGUUCGAUCCCGAACCUGGACGUCAUGGACUUGAAAAACUCGUGGCUGAACGCGAGCAAGCCACUGGAUGGUUCGUGCGAGAGCGUGACGCGCUCCAGCUCCGGGGAAUCGGCGGCCAGACGCGCCGGAUACGCCAAGGAGGAGCUCGAGCAGGAGGUGCAGUUCUCGCUCAGCCUCACCCCCGAGGCCAUUCUGGUCAUUCAGAAGCGAAACCUCGAAAAACAAAUGCUGGCUAAGCAACAGAAGUGCUGCGGCUCGACUGACGCCAAACACCGACGCGCCGCCGUGGCGUCCAAAAGAACGCAGGGCGCACUGAAGAGCACGGGCCUUGUGGCCAAAGCGGACAGCUCGAACGACAUAAGCGCGAUUGUGAAGAUCUCCCUGCUCAACGACCAGCACAAGUACGACGACGUCGAGUACGAGGAGGAGGACGGUGACGUGGACGAGACGGUGAUGCGUAAAUGCAAAGAGUGGCUGAAAGGCGUCGAGAGCGCAGCCGCCUUCAGCAAAGUGGACAAACUCUCCGCGCUCCCGCACCUCAAGAGCUGCUGAUGGAAGCCACUGUGAAGGGGAAAAUAAAACCCCCACGCAGGAAUGAAUCCUCCAAAAUCCCCCCUUUUGCUGUAGCCUGUUGAUAUGGCGCUUUGCGUUUUUGUCUCUCCGGUGACUUUCUAGUUUUCUUUCACACGGACAGCGAUGCGCGCAUGCGGGGCUUCGGCCCCCCUUUUUCCCCACUCAGGUUGCGUCUAAAUGUAGCGCCAUUCAAUUUAACUCGGAUAAAACGAAUGUCCUCCAAUGAAGCCUGGGUCUCUGCGCUCACUAUGCAUAGUCAAAGCCACAGGUGUCCUUCACAUGGACAGGCCUGUGGUGCGGAUGUGUUGCGGGUUGGGACGCAACCCAAGACAGAGGCUUCUUUCUUCUGGCGCGACGGUUUCCUUUGUGCCAGAAAUCAAAGGCAAUGUGACUAACUUUACAAUGCAAAAUUCACGUGUGUGUGUGUGUGUGUGUGUGUGUGUGUGUGUGUGUGUGUGUGUGUGUGUGUAAAUGGGUUUGGCAAAAACCAGCUUUGUACAGUAUUUAUUUUAAAACCUUCUGCUGUUUGUGAUCUAGACUAGAUCUUUGUCGUUUUUAUGGUUUUCAUGAAAUAAAGUGUAUUAUAUCCA